Molecule: messenger RNA, 1830 nt
Organism: Phycodurus eques (leafy seadragon)
Lineage: Eukaryota; Metazoa; Chordata; Actinopteri; Syngnathiformes; Syngnathidae
Product: angiopoietin-related protein 4-like
Exons: 7
Coding region: 57-1352 (431 amino acids)
Biological process (GO): triglyceride homeostasis
Molecular function (GO): enzyme inhibitor activity
Source: RefSeq, a predicted model, not a curated record
AUUGCAUCGCCAGCACACAACAACAAGAUCAGCAUUCGAAUCGAAACAGCCCAAAGAUGAAGACGGUUCAGAUUGUCAUCUUUGUCCCAGUGUUGCUUUCAAAUGCAGCAGCGGGUUUCCCCGUGGACAGAAGGGACAAGUACGCCUCCUGGGACGACGUCAACGUGGUGGCCCACGGCCUGCUGCAGCUGGGCCAGGGUCUCAAGGAGCAUGUAGACAAGACCAAAGUUCAGAUGAGGGACGUCAGCAGCCAACUGAAAGCCUUCAACGCCACGGUCGCCACACUGGAGAGAAAGCAACGCGAGCAAGACGCAGCCCUGAAGGCCAGACGGGAGGGGGAGGAAAGGAUAGAUGAGCAAGUGGUGAAGCAGGCCAAGGAGAUCCGCUCCCGCAUGAACACACUUGAGAAGAACGUGGAUGAAAUGCUUAAAGUGACACCGGAAGUCAGCUUCAGAGACAACAACUCAACAAUGUCAUUUAUCCAGAGAGCCUUGGCAGCGCAGAACAGACGCAUCGACCAGUUGGUGGACAAAAUCAAGCAGCAACAAGACAAACUGGACAAGCAGAGUGUACACCUGCAGACACUGCAGAGCAAGGUUGCACAUAGGAGAGUCAAAUUCCUCAGGCGAAGGGAUGAGGAGACAACACUGAGGGGAGAUGCGGCGCUGAGCGAUGCCAAAACAGGUCUAGCUCGGGAUUGCCACGAUCUGUUUGUACAAGGGCAACGAGCCAGCGGCAUAUACACAAUCCAGGCACAGAACUCGCAGCCGUUCAACGCCCUCUGCGAAAUGACCUCAGAAGGUGGAUGGAACGUCAUUCAGAAACGUUUUGAUGGCUCGCAAAACUUUAAUCAGCUUUGGGGCAGCUACAAAAAAGGCUUUGGCAGCCUGAAUGGAGAGUUUUGGUUGGGCUUGGAGAACAUUCACGCAAUCUCCGAACAAGGCCAGUACCUGCUCCAGGUGGAGCUCACGGAUUGGGCGGGAGAGACUCAAGCGACACACUAUCGCAUCCAACUUGAUGGAGAGGACAAAAACUACACUCUCCACCUCGAGGAAGAUUCUACAUCUGGAGUUCAGGGGGGAGGCAUUCUGACGGGUGCCUCGGGUCUUCCUUUCUCUACAGCCGACCGCGACAGUGAUCUCGCCGCGGACGUCAACUGUGCUGAUCUUCACUCAGGAGGUUGGUGGUUCAGCAACUGCGGCGCCUCAAACCUCAACGGCAAAUAUCCCAGAAGACCCGCCACGCUCAGGGCCAGGCCAAGGAGGAUGUUUUGGACCUACGCAAAGAGGCAAAACAAUUCUUUAAGGACAACUCUUAUGAAGCUUGCACCGAUUUCAAUAAACCAGCAAUAGAUUCUUACGCAUGUAUGCAGCAGAGGACCAAACCAAGCUGGGAAAACAUGAUGCAUUUGUGAUGGAACAACGAAAAAUGUAACUAGGCUGACAAACUCAACACGCCGAUUUAUCAUCUGUUUAUUGCACUGAAUUAUCAUAUAUUGCUAUGCCAUAAGAUUUCUCUCAGUCACAUUGACAGUUACAAGUAUUCCCUUUAUAAGGGCUUUAAAAAAAAAAAUAUAUAUAUAUAUAUAUAUAUAUAUAUAAUCUGUGUAUUAUUUUCUUCAAUAUUUUGUAUUCAAAUAUACCAUUUGUAAGAACUGAAUGAAAAGUGUUUUUCAUAAGGUUUGUGUCCCUGGUAAAUAAUACAGUAGUUAAAAAUUCCACACAAUGUUUAAUUAAACACCCAGGACUGGUCGCCAGUCAAUUAUAGGGAGCAUUCCUGUAUGAUACAGACAGACAAGCAUUCAGGCUCACAUUCACUCCACCACUCACC